UCCGGCGCCCGCGGGGCUCCCGGCACCCGCGGCGCCUGUUUCCGCCGGGCGGCGAGAACGCAGGACCAGCUUCCGGGAGGCGCUCCGCACGUUCGCCGUGCUCCGCCGGGAAGAUGGGGAAAGUGAGGGGUUUGCGCGCCCGAGUGCACCAGGCUGCCGUGAGGCCGAAAGGGGAGGCCGCCCCCGGCCCCGCGCCCCCUGCCCCGGAGGCGACCCCUCCGCCGGCCUCGGCCGCGGGGAAGGACUGGGCGUUCAUCAACACCAACAUCUUUGCCAGGACCAAGAUAGACCCCAGCGCCUUGGUUCAGAAGCUGGAGCUGGACGUGAGGAGCGUCACUUCCGUCAGGAGAGGUGCAGAGGCCAAGACCGUUUUGCCCAAGAAGGAGAAAAUGAAGCUGAGGCGUGAGCAAUGGUUACAGAAAAUCGAAGCCAUAAAACUGGCUGAGCAGAAGCACAGGGAGGAGCGGAGGCGGAGGGCCACGGUGGUGGUGGGGGACCUGCACCCUCUCAGGGAUGCCCUGCCCGAGCUGCUGGGGCUCGAGGCUGGCAGCCGGCGCCAGGCCCGCAGAAAGCAGGGGCUGUGUGCAGUGUCAAACCUGGGGUCCAUCCUUUCAUGGCCUAGCUGCCCAGGCUUGAGGGUGGCAGGUCACGCGCUGCAGGCCCAGUCAGCUCCAGGCUGGCAUCCCGCGGCGGAGGCACCAGAGCACUGGGUCCAGAAUAGGAGCGGCCGCCCGGAGUGGAGAUGUGACAACCGAACAUUCCUGGUUCUUGGACAAAAAUGUGACCCUGGUCAAGAUCCGUCCAGGAUCCCACGUGACAUUCAGAUGUCACGGCUCCCUCGGCCCCUCUUGGCUCAGGGAGAGCAACAAGCCCCGGCCCUCAGAGCUCAGCCGGAUGAGCGCAGCCCAGAGACAGCAGCUUCUCGAGGAAGAAAGGACCCGGUUUCAGGAGCUGCUGGCCAGUCCAGCCUACAGAGCCAGCCCCCUGGUGGCCAUCGGGCAGACGCUGGCCCGGCAGAUGCAGCUGGAAGAUGGCGGCCAGCUCUGACCAGGGCAGCGGGCAUGCCACAACUCCUCAGGACACGUGUGGGCCAAGUAGAGAGCGCCGGCCCCUCAAGGACCAUGGCCUGAGCCUGGUGGACGCCCUUCCCUCUGGUCGGUUGUGGGGCUCAAUAAAUGGCUCUGUGAACUUCCCCUGCACUGCCAGGGCCGUUCCCAUGAGCUGCUUCCCUGAUUCACAGGGCUGGGCACACCCUGGGACAGCUGCCCCUGCUCUCCUCAGGACAACAAGCCACAUCUCUCCACUGGGGGCCCCAGUCCCCACGCAGUCAGGGUGGACCGUGCACUGGGUUUGUGGGGACUGCAGUUGUGGAGGCCCCAAGUCCGUCCCUGAGCAGGCACUGGUGCCCCCAAGAUAGUCUGCUGGCUGUGUUGGGAAGGAAUUGUGCCUGGGUGUGGCCCCACCUGUGCCACCGGCCGCCCUGAUUUGCUUCAGCCUCGGUUCUUGCUGCGGCCCUGGUGGGAUCCAGGAGCACUGAGGCCUGCAGGGGCUGCCGUGGGGGCUGGCUCAGGGCCUUCCCCACCUGGGGUUCUGUUUCCCUUCCAGUCUCCCCUGCCACCCUCAGUGACCAGGGACACAGAUGGCCCUGGCAAGGCCCCCGGCCUGCUCCUCGCCUGUUGUCUGCACCCCGUGGGCUGCACCCCCCCACCCCACCCAUUGCCCUCACCCUACCCAGCUGCUCCACACCCAGGCAGCCCACUGCCUUGCUCUGGGGGCGGAGAGCAGAGGGUCCUUCUGCAGGGAGGAGACGCGGAGUGGGCCCAGCCCUGAAGCUCUUGCUGACCCGGAAGUGAGAGAGGUCCUCCUUUGUUGCUGGAAGCCCUGGGAUUUGGGGGUUGGUUUUUGGACUGUGAAUCAGUGACUGAUCAGUCCUUCUUUUCAGGUUGUGGAAAGCAAGGGGGUGGUGCGUCCCCAGGCCCCUGAGGCCCAGCUUGGCUCCCCCUGCCCGAGCUCCCCCCGUCCCAGGGCCCUGCAGGGCCUCGCUGGCCCAUGUCCUGCAGCGGGGCUGGGCAGGCUGGAUGUGGUGGUGUACCCCACUCAGAGUGUCUGGGAAGUGCAGAGCAGGACCACUCUCAGCUCCCAGGUGGGGGCCCAGCACCCUGAGCCUUCCCAGGCUGCCUGGAGUGGGGGUGGUCCCAGGGACUCCGGAGCCUCCUGGCUCCAGGGCAUGUGGGUGGCCCCUAUGCACAGCCCCUCUUGUUGUGAGCCCCCAUGGUCCGACCUCCUCUGGCCCUGCUGCCUGCUUAGGGUUCAUAGCCCCAGCAGCCCCGCCAAGGCUGCCUGGUGAGUGGGUGGCCGAGGCGAGUUGGAGCCUGUGUCCCUUCUGUUCAGUGUCCUGGCCCUUCCCUGACACGAGCAGACACGGCAUCCACAGAGACAGCCCGGACACCCUCCAAGGCCCCGGCCGAUGGGACAGACGGGCGUACAGGAGCCAUAGGCAGCAGAUCCCAUGCUCCCUCGGCCGGGGCUGGCUUGGCUGCCCAGCCCCAGCUCCUUAGAGAACGGGCUUCUCGCUUCAGAGGAGCUGCUCACAAACCAGUGCUCGCGACAAAACCAUUCCUGUGGUGGAGCGCAUGUGGAGCGAGUGUGGGGUGAGUGUGGAGGCGUGUGGGGCGCGUGUGGAGCGAGUGUGGAGUGCGUGUGGAGCGCGUGUUGGGCGCGUGUUGAGCGAGUGUUGAGUGCGUGUGGGGCGCGUGUUGAGCGAGUGUUGAGUGCGUGUGGGGCACGUGUUGAGCGAGUGUUGAGUGCGUGUGGGGCGCAUGUGGAGCGCCUGUGGAGCGUGUGUCAAGCGCGUGUCGGGAACAGCGUCCGGGAUGCACAGAGCACAGCGCGGUGGGGAGGCGGCGGGGGCGGCUUCCACUUCCUCCAGCAUCCCAAUCCCACGGUCUGGGUUUCUUGUGAGAAACCUGGCCGGGCGCAGUGGUGCACACCUGUAGUCCCAGCACUUGGGGAGGCCAAGGCAGGCGUAUCACUUGAGGCCAGGAGUUCAAGACCAGCCAACAUAGUGAGACCCCAUCUUGACAAAAUACAAAAAUUAGCCGGGCGUGGUGGUGCGUGCCUGUAGUCAGCUACUAGGGAGGCUGAGGUGGGAGGAUUGCUUGAGCCUAGGAGGCCGUGGCUAUAGUGAGUCAAGAUUGCGCCACGGCACUCCCACCUGGGUGACAGGGUGAUCCUGUCUCUAAAAAUUAAAAAUGUAAAAAUG
This is a messenger RNA of Pan troglodytes (chimpanzee), 3262 nucleotides long. It is a transcript of the gene SLX9, whose product is annotated as SLX9 ribosome biogenesis factor. NCBI's taxonomy places the organism in Eukaryota, Metazoa, Chordata, Mammalia, Primates, Hominidae. The transcript has 8 exons. Gene Ontology annotation, biological process: maturation of SSU-rRNA from tricistronic rRNA transcript (SSU-rRNA, 5.8S rRNA, LSU-rRNA). The record is from RefSeq and is a predicted model, not a curated record. Bases 114 to 1130 code for a protein of 338 amino acids. Gene Ontology annotation, cellular component: preribosome, small subunit precursor; nucleolus; 90S preribosome.